CCUGCUUUACUUGCUCAUUCAAACGUUUAACAGUUUGGCUCUAAAGACUGACACUAUACAACAGCUCUGGCUCUGCUCAGCUCUGCUGCCACCUUGAUACUGAAAUUGAUAAUACAUAAAUAAACAAUUGUGCGGUCUACUUAACACUAAAAACCGCUAGAGAAAAGUUUCUACAUUAUCAGUCGUGCUGUAUACGACCAAGUGAAAAGUUCAAUUUUUCAAUUUUAACGGAUAUUUAAACCUCUUCUUCUACACUUUAAACAAAACAAACUGAAAUUUUUGAAAUAUUACAAAGAAUAUAUUUACAUAAUUAUUUAAAGAUUGUGUUUUUAUGAAAUAAUAAAAAAAAGUUUUGUUUACAAUAAUUGUUAAUUUAAUUGUUUAUUUAGAAAAAAAAUUUAAUAAUAAUAAUUAAAUUGUUGUUAAACUAUAUUUAAUUGCUACAGCAAUAAACUCCCACAGAUCACAAUGAAAUUUGUUAUUUUACUGUGUGUACUUAGUGUACUGUUACUGCAACAAGCUCAAGCUUCACCCGUUAAACUAGUCGAACGUCAGGAACGUGCUUUGGCGCGCCAACAAGCUGCCGGUGUUAAUGAUGUUGCUCCUGUUGCCGCACAAGCUGCCGAUGAAGAUGAUGAUGACGAUGAGGAUGAUGAUGACGAUGAACCUGAUCUAGGAGAUCUAAUUGAUGAUGAUGAUGAUGACGAGGACGACGAUGAUGAUGAAGAUGAUGACGAUGAGGAAGAGGAAGAUAGACCACAAGGUCAAGCUGCCCCCAACUCGGGUGCCGAUGAUGAUGAUGAGGAAGAUGAUGACGAUGAUGAUUACUUGGAUAGAUUAUUCGAUGAUAUCUUAGGUGAUGAAGAUGAUGAUGAAGACGAUGACGAUGAAGAACCCGCUGCCAGUGUACAAAAUACCGUAGCUGCUGCUCCAGCCGCCCCCAUUGAAGAUAUUGCUCCCGUAGGUCAAGCUGCUGCCGCUGGUAUUUCCGAUGGUGUCGAUUUACCCGCCGAAAGUGGCAAUGCCAACGAACCCUUGGCCCAAGGUAAUGCUGCCGACAAUGAUGUAGCUCCCUCCAGCAGCAGCAACAACAACGAAGGUGAACAAAAUGUUUUUUAUGAUGAAGAUGCUAGCAAUAGCAUUGUAGAUGGUAUAACUGGUAGUAGUAGUAGUGAUAUUAGUAAUGAUAAUAAUAAUCCCAUCACUGGUAGUAGUAGUAGUAGUAAUUCAGUUGAUAGCAUUAUUAGUACAGAUCAAACUCAUACACAAAAAAACCAUGAACAUGAACAACAACAACAAAAUGUACAACAACAACAGAUCAUAACAAACAAUCAACCAGACACGUUGAAACUUACACCAACAAAUGUCAUUCAAACAUCCAGUAGUAAUACUAAUAAUAAAAAAACUAAUACAAAUCAGACUCCUCCUACAAGUUUGACUCAAAGUCCAACAGCGACAGUAUUAGCGACAGCUGCUGCUUCAGCGGAUAAUGCAGGUACAAAAAAUGCUGUAACAGCUGCUGCCGCUAAUAAUGUCAAGGACAAAGAUGAUGACAACGAUGAGGAUGAUGAUGAUGAAGAAGAUGAUGAUGAUAUUGAUGAUGGAGUCGAUGAUAUUACAGGUGCCCUAACAGGUGAAGAUGACGAUGAUGCUGACGACGAUGAAGAUGAUGACGAUGAUGAUAUUAUUGGCGACGAUGUCAUUGAAGCUAGACGUGAAGCACGUUCAUUGAAAAACAAUAUAAUUGAUAUGUCGAGCGAUGCCUUCCAGGAACGUAAUAAUCAGUUUGUCGAUGCGAUAUUUGCACGUAUUAAUCGUAUUGUAUCCGAUAACUAUGACCCGUUUGUGGUACAAUUGAAUGGUCGUUCAACAGUUAAACAUGAAAUAAAAUCGGCCUCUGCCACAUCAACAAAAAGCCAGCAUCAGCAGCAGCAACAACAAAAUAAAAUAAAAACCGCAAAACCACAAACCACCAACACAUCAAUUAAGAAAUUGAAAAAUACAAAAUCGGAACCACGUAGCAACACAAACAACGAAAACGAAACUAUCGACAGCAGCAGCAGCAGCACUACAAUCACCAACACUGCUGAAGCAGAGUCUAUGCCAAAGGACAAUAACAAUGAGCCAAAACAACUAAAUAAGUUGCAACAACAAUUGGAACAAUUGGAGGGACAACAGAAAAAACUCAAAGCCACUGAACAAAUUGGGAAUGAUGUUGUAACAAAUGAACAACAAAACUCAGAACAAAAAACUGAAAUCCAUACUGACGAAACGAAACAGGAAACUCGCACUGCAUUUGUCAAUGAUGUUGUCAAAUCAGGAAAUCAAAAGAAAAGCUCUACAAAGGCACACAAACAACAUGGACAAACAAAAAAAGUUCACAAUGGCAGCAAUAGUGCGACCAGCAGUAAUAACAACAGCAAACACAAACUUAAAUCGACUAGCGCCACAACAGCCAACAAUAAAAAUGGCAACACUAAGGAUGCCAACACUGACUAUUUAAAGGCUGAAGGUAGUCUAUCGGGUUUAGCAUCAUUGAAGCGUGUCGGCAAUGUAAAAUUGGCCAUCGAUCCGGAAGGACGCAAUUCUACAAUUAAGGCUAAAUUCACUUUGGGACCCCUUAUUUUACGUGUUGAGAAAUCAUUCAAACGUGCCGGAGUGGAGAAUGUUAAAAGUGCUACAGCACGUACUAACGAAAUGAUCGGACGUAUUAAGUUUAGUGUGGUUAAUGAUCGUGCCACAUUGAUGUCGAUUAAGGUGCAACAGCCUAAACAGGUCGAAGUUGAAAGCAAAGACAACCAUGACCGCACCAGAGAAUUUGUCUGGCGUCGUACACCAAAAAUUGCAAAAUUGGUCAAUGAAAAACUUAAAUUGGCAGCCGAAACUCUAUUUGCCCCACAAGGUGUUGAGGUGGUAAGACUUUAAGUCAAAACAAUAACAAAAGAAUUGUGCUCAAACACUCAAAUAAACCAACAUUUAUAACUUUAAAUUUUACUUAAAACUAUUUAUGUUAAAUUAAAUUUUAAAAUUUGUUAAAGAAUUUUUUCACCACAAAUUAUUAAAGAAAAACUACAAUUUUAUGUUUUAACAGUAAUAUAUUUAUUUAUUUACUUAAACACCUACAUACAUAAUUUUGUAUUUAGU
Messenger RNA from Lucilia sericata (common green bottle fly), 3144 nucleotides. RefSeq names its product acidic repeat-containing protein (gene ect). Gene Ontology annotation, biological process: regulation of centrosome duplication; ribosomal small subunit export from nucleus; positive regulation of transcription by RNA polymerase II. The record is from RefSeq and is a predicted model, not a curated record. Gene Ontology annotation, molecular function: histone binding; RNA binding; chromatin binding. Bases 469 to 2925 code for a protein of 818 amino acids. The transcript has 7 exons. Gene Ontology annotation, cellular component: centrosome; nucleolus; cytoplasm. Lineage: Eukaryota; Metazoa; Arthropoda; Insecta; Diptera; Calliphoridae.